AUGGACAGCUCCUUCAUUCCACCGCCAUUCCCGUUCCCAGAACUUUGGCCAAAGGUGUUUGCAGAGCAAGAGCAAUGUCAGGAGAGAAAAUGGCUAACGCCUACGACAUUCAUACCAUUGCAAUGGCAGACAAUGGCUACAUCUGAAUACAAUCAUGUAUUGGAUCAAGCGUCUCCUUUAGUCGUGACUAAAUGUAGUAGUGAUGCGCAGCAAGAUAUGAAUGGUGAUGAUGAAGAAUCUGAAGAUGAUGCGUACGAGUAUGGAUAUGUUCUAACCAAUGAAUGGCGAGAACAUUUUCAGUCGUCGAUUCUAUUAUCACAACAAGCCAAGAGCAAAACGAUGAAGAAGAUGAAGAAGAAGAAGAAGCUCAAGAACAAGAAGACUAGCCAGUCAAGUAAUGCUGGGGCCGUAGCUGCAUUCAGUGCCAGUCGAUCGGGUCAUUUACAACGUGAAAUUCAAGCUGCCAAGACCCGUGAACUUGCACGUCAAAGGAAACGGCGAGACAAUAUCGAUGCGUCAAGGACAAGUCCGGCGAAUCCAGAGAUUAUAGCGCUGGAGACAUCGCUCAAUCUGCUCUUUGAUGACUUUUGUGACGCAUUUCAACCGGUUUUGUGGCCGCAUGAAUGA
Messenger RNA from Peronospora belbahrii, 627 nucleotides. The record is from the annotation of a GenBank genome assembly. NCBI's taxonomy places the organism in Eukaryota, Oomycota, Peronosporomycetes, Peronosporales, Peronosporaceae.